GUGCUCUCAGCGGAAGUGAGUACCACGCUAAGCGUGGGUGGGAUGGCAGCAGGCCGGCUCUUUUUAAGUCGGCUUCGCGCACUCUUCAGUACUAUGGCCCAGAACCUUCUUGAGGGCGUGCCCUCCUCCAGGGGCCUCCACGCGGGGCACAAGCCCCGAAGGCUGUCCAUCGAAGGCAACAUUGCUGUGGGGAAGUCCACCUUUGUGAAGUUACUCACGAAAAUGUACCCAGAGUGGCAUGUAGCUACAGAACCUGUAGCAGCAUGGCGGGAUAUCCAGGCUGCUGGCACCCAAAAAAGUUUGGGAAACUUGCUAGACAUGAUGUACCAGGAUCCAGCACGAUGGUCCUACAUAUUUCAGACUUUUUCCUUUAUGAGCCGCCUGAAAGUACAGCUGGAGCCCUUCCCUGAGAAACUCGUGCAGGCCAAGAAGCCCGUACAGAUCUUUGAGAGAUCUGUGUACAGUGACAGGUAUAUCUUUGCAAAGAAUCUUUUUGAAAAUGGUUCCCUCAGUGACAUCGAAUGGCACAUCUAUCAGGACUGGCAUACUUUUCUCCUGCAGGAGUUUGCCAGUCGGCUCUCGAUACAUGGCUUCAUCUACCUCCAGGCUACUCCCCAGGUUUGUUUGAAGAGACUGCACCAGAGGGCCAGGGAGGAAGAGAAAGGAAUUGAGCUGACCUAUCUUGAGCAACUUCAUGAUCAGCACGAAGCCUGGCUUAUUCACAAGACAACCAAGCUGCACUUUGAGGCUCUGCUGAACAUUCCAGUUCUGGUGUUGGAUGUCAAUGAUGAUUUUUCUGAAGAAGUAACGAAACAAGAAGAACUCAUGAAGAAGGUAAACACCUUUAUAAAGAAUCUGUAACCAAUUCUCAGAUGUUCUGGCUGUGAACUGGGCUUCUCUGACUUUCUGAAGCUAGAAAAUGUUAAACCUCCCACCCACCUUUCCAUCCCCAUCCCAUUUUGCCCCUCAAGCACUCUUGACACACAGGGGUGUGUUUAUGCUGUCUUUAGUUUUUGCCAUUAUAUAUAUAUGUAUCAAGGAUUUUGAAAAUAAAGUUGAUUGA
Messenger RNA from Sciurus carolinensis (gray squirrel), 1063 nucleotides. RefSeq names its product deoxyguanosine kinase (gene Dguok). Gene Ontology annotation, cellular component: mitochondrion; cytoplasm. Lineage: Eukaryota; Metazoa; Chordata; Mammalia; Rodentia; Sciuridae. The transcript has 7 exons. Gene Ontology annotation, biological process: nucleobase-containing compound metabolic process. The record is from RefSeq and is a predicted model, not a curated record. Bases 43 to 861 code for a protein of 272 amino acids. Gene Ontology annotation, molecular function: ATP binding; deoxyguanosine kinase activity.